Messenger RNA from Opisthocomus hoazin, 897 nucleotides. The record is from RefSeq and is a predicted model, not a curated record. NCBI's taxonomy places the organism in Eukaryota, Metazoa, Chordata, Aves, Opisthocomiformes, Opisthocomidae.
AUGCUACCCUGCCACGUGCCGAGUCCAAGGCAUCCAUCCAAGCGGAUGCUUGCCCCUCUCCUCCUCUUCCUCGCUGAGCUCGGCUGCAGCGCCCAACCCACUUACCAAUGGAAAGAUGCUGUGACCAGCGAGAAGCUCACCUGCCAGCAGUGCCCACCGGGGACCUUCGUGGCACGGCACUGCACCAGGGACAGGCAGACGGUCUGCGAGCCCUGCCCGGAUUUGCACUACACGCAGUACUGGAACUACCUGGAGAAGUGCCGGUACUGUAACGUCAUCUGCGAGGAGAAGCAGGUGGAGGUGCAGCAGUGCAAUUCCACCCACAACCGCGUCUGCCAGUGCCGGGAGGGCUACUACUCGGAGAUGGAGUUCUGCAUCAAGCACUCCGAGUGUCCGCCGGGCUCCGGCGUGGAGAAGCUGGGUACCCCCUUCGACAACACCCAGUGCCGUGCCUGCCCCCGCGGCUUCUUCUCCUCCUCCAACUCCAGCACCAAGCCGUGCCAGCCGCACCAGGACUGCGAGCAGCAGGGGAAGGAGACCAAUGUGCAGGGCAACCAGUACCACGACACCCUCUGCACCAGCUGCAGACUGGGGAGAAGCAGCAGCACGCAGGGACCAGCUCCAGGAGACGAAGACUGUGAGCAAGCCAUGAUAGACUUUGUGGCGUACCAGAACAUCCCCGUCAGAAAGCUGAAGCGCCUGCAGCAAAUCCUGGAGCGCUCGCCGAAGAAGCAGGCGCUGGGGACCAGGGCGGCCAUCCAGGAGAAGUUCAGGGCUUUCCUCACCCAACUCAAAGAGGGCCCCUACGAGGUCGCCAAGGAGCUGCUGGACGCGCUGCGAGCCGCCAAGCUGCACUCCAUCGAGGAGAAGGUCCGCGCGCGCUUCCUCCUGUACUGA